Messenger RNA from Drosophila hydei, 3434 nucleotides. RefSeq lists its product as uncharacterized. Lineage: Eukaryota; Metazoa; Arthropoda; Insecta; Diptera; Drosophilidae. The transcript has 7 exons. The record is from RefSeq and is a predicted model, not a curated record.
AGUAAAAAACAUUCGCAUUCACGUGUUGGUGGCUCGUCGUUUGACAAAUUAAAAUGCAUAAAUUAUGAAUGAAAGUACCGUUACGUGCGUGACAACUUAUAAUUUGUUAUUAUUCUAAACGCACGUGGCCAGCGCUCGAAACACUUCGCGUCAACUCUAACGUGGCAGACAAGGCCAACAGCCAACAGUCCUCACCUCCUGCCAGCAGCAACUACUCAAUAAGCCGAAACAAACAAAAAAAUAUGCCAAUUGCCGGCAGCAGCUCAGGGGCAAAGCUGCCUUUUCAUUGCCAACAUCGUCGACUUCCUGGCCACAAAGCAUAAUAAGACGCAACAGCAGCAGAAGCAGCAGCAGCCGCAACAAAGCCUCCGCAACUUAGCUGGCAUUGAAAAGAGGCGAAUUUCCUGGAACUGAAACUGUGGAAAUUGUAAUUUUUUGGCGAUGCUUCAAUUAAUUUAACCACACGCAUUAGAAACGACAACAGAGUAAACUGUAAUGGAAAAGGAAGCAAAGACAAACGCGGGCAAAUAACAGACAGAAAUACAAAUUGCUGAACAAACACUAGAGCGACGCAUGUUAAUGUAACUGUGACUGUAACUGGGAAGGUGUAUGCGUGUGAGUGUGUGCAUAGAGCGCAUAAUAAGAAGAGCAAAUAGCAAGGAGCUGCGUGGAAAAUAAAAAUAAAUAGCAAACGACAAAACGCAGGCCAAAAGGAAGCAAAGAGGCAGUGGAGAAGGGCAGAAGGAGGUGCAGGACAUUGGAUCCUGGCUGGGUGACGCGUUCCCUCGUUGGCGGUCAAGGGAAAUUUAUUGCAAUGCGCAAAUGAGACAACAACAACAACAACAAGAACAGCAACAACAACAACGACGACAGCGACAGCAAAACUAAAACGCAAAGCAAACAGCAGUAAAAGCAGUCAAAGAAGAGGAAAAAGAAACACGCUUGCUGCGUGCCCCAAAUUGUGGCAAAAGAAAAAUAACCGAAAAAAUUUCGCAACAAAUUGAAAAAUUAAAGUUUUACCAGCGCCAACGCCAGCGCCAGCGUCAAGCAACAACCGACGAAAGAAAAACUUACCCAAAAGUGUUACAAACAGCCACCAAAAGAAGAGAAACCAAAAUAAGUACACAGCCAAAGGAAAGGAAAGAAAGCGUGAGAGAAGGAGAGCGGGGAGAGAGAGCGGCGAACGGAACACAUUAAUGCAACAAAAUGGGUGCAACUUUGAAUAGACGACGACGUGGCCGGUGCCUGCAACUGAGCGCCGGCUGCUGCUCCGCCGCCCACACAUCGUGUGGCCUGCUGCUCGUAGUGGCGCUCGCAGCGCUGCUCAGCCCGGCUGUGGAGAGUCUGACAAUGACUGAGAUUCGUAUACCGAAGCACAUUAUGCGACAUGAAGACGCAGUGCUGGGCUGCAAUUUCGACUUGGAUGGCGAAUCGCUGUACUCGGUGAAGUGGUACAAGGAUGGCUUCGAGUUCUAUCGCUAUGUGCCACGUGACAUGCCGCCUGGACAGGUCUUUCCGCUGCCCGGUGUCGAUGUGGAGUUGCAAAACUCGACGGACAUUGCCGUUGUCCUGCGCUCGGUCAGCCUACAGUCGACGGGUCGCUAUCGGUGCGAAGUGUCCGGCGAGGCGCCUUCGUUCCAGACAGUUUCCGGUCACGAGGACAUGAUUGUUGUGGUGACACCCAAGCAUGGACCACAAAUCACUGGCGGUCAGCCCCGAUACCAAAUUGGCGACGUGGUGCGCGUCAAUUGCACUUCGGCGCCAUCGAAGCCCGUUUGCCAUCUCAGUUGGCUGAUUAACGGCAUGCACGCGAACCGUUCGCUGCUGCGUCCGUACGAGCCGCUGAUGGUGGGACGCGAGGGUCUCGAGGUGGCGCGCCUCGGCCUGGAGUUUCGUGUGCGCGGAUGACAUUUCAAGCACGGCGACAUGAAGUUGAAGUGUGUCGCCAAAAUCUCGUCGGUCUACUGGCAGAGCAACGAAGAGAGCGUCGAGAGUGAUAAGCAUCAGCGCAUACCCGUGCUAGAGUCAAGGGAAACGGUACGUCAGCUGGACAAAUCACUGGAAGCAGAGAAACAGCUGAAGAAGAGUCGACGUCCUGCGGCAGCCACCUCGGUCGCCGCUGCGGCCUCAUCGGCAGCCAGCAUGUCCGCCUGGCUGGGCUGGUCCAGGAUAUUAGCGUUCAAAUCCAUUGCACGCAUUUCGCUGAACGCGUUGCCCGUCUUAAUAGCAUUUCUGUGUAAUGCCGCCGACGGCUUGUGCCGCAGCAGUAACAAGAGCAGCUGCUGCCAACAUGACCGCCGCCUGUUGGUCCAAUUAAGCGCAUCCACGCCGUGCAGAUAACAAUUAACGAAGAUGUAUGACACCUAUACAGCCCGGGUCGACGCUGCCAGGGCCAAACUCAUUAAAUCUGUGUAAAUAUUUCAACUACGUAAAUGCACAAAACCGAAAACAGCGAGACACAAAAUAAACACAUCAAGUAUACGCCGCGUCCGCCAUGCGGUAAAUCAAAUUUUGCAGCUGCUUAGCUAAUGUACAUACAAAACCGACAGAUAAACAGAAACAUACGUACAUUUCGAAAGUGUGGAUGCUAACUUAAGAGGGUGAAGGAGAACUAGCUAUAGCAGUUCCUAGUUCCUUUAAUGCUGGCAGAAAGAGAAGUUGCUCAAAGUUGUUACAAAAAGCGAAUAGAAAAUUCUAUAAAAUAAUAAAAAUUUACAUGCGAGUACGUAAUUAGCCAAAGCCGUACAAGCCUAGACCUAAGCAUAGGCUAAGCCAAUCUGUUAAAGCAAACCAGAGAAUAUAAAGCAUAAGCAUAUACUUCAAAUAAAGUCUUCAUAUUCGAUGCUUACAGCAAAUCAAAAGCACUUUUUGUGUACGAAAAACAAACGCUAAAAAAUAAAAUAUAAAUAAUAUGCAUAAUUGUUGUAACUAUCGCUAAGGAAGGUAAAAUCUUCAAUAAUAAAAUUGAGCGAAAAAUAACUAAGAGUAAAUUAGUCCAGAUUAAUAAGCGCAGAGUAAAAUUAAUGCUCAAGCGAUUUAAUAUACCUAAAAAUAUUUGAAGUUCAGCGUAAACAGGAGGCAGAGCUGCGAGGUGAGCAACUGUACAUUUCCACAGCGUAAGCUAUUCGAAUAGUAGGCAUAUAUUGUACAGUUAUUUUCUCUUCUUCAAUGUAAUAUUAAAUGUUUCACAUACACACACACACAUACAUAUGGAAUACACAUGUGCAUAUCUUGUGCAAAUUAUCCACGGAUUGCUGCAUGCAAAACUGUUGAAUGUUUAGGCUAAGGCAAAAUAUGCAAGAAAUUUAGCAAAAUAUGUGUUAAGAACUUGAUUAACUUAAGUCUCUCAAGUGUUUAGCUGUGUAAAUUAUUAUGUAAUAAUGAAUGUUAUUAAGUCUUUAAAAAUAAAAUGCAUUGAAAAUCGGACUCGAAUG